GAUCCCCUCUCCCCCUUUUUUUUUAAUGUUUAGUUUUGAGAGACCGAGCUUGAGCAGGUAAGGGGCAGAGAGAGUAGGAGACACAGAAUCCAAAACAAGCUCCAGGCUCAGAGCUGCCAGCGCAAAAGCCCAAUGCGAGGCUAAACUCACGAACCGCCAAGAUCAUGACUUGAGCCAAAGUCAGACGCUUAUUCGACUGCACCACACAGGCGCCCAUCUGAUUUCCUUUUUCAGAAACACCCAGAAAAAUCUGUCAAUAUUGGACUGGCAUCCUCAUAAUGAAACAAUCUGCUGAAUAGCGCAGAAGCUCUCUCCUUGAUGCUGGGUCUGCUUGUUAUCUGUGAUAUCGAAAGUAAGGGAGUUCAGAAUACAGCCCUCAGUCAGUUCCCAUCAGUACCAAAGGCUCUCCUCCCUGAGCCACCAGAACAUCCUCCAGUCUGUAGUAGGUGAACUUCAUCACUGCAAGUAGGGUAAAGUCCGCAGGUGCAUCCUAGGGAGGGGGAGGGGCGACCGCACUGUGAGGGGCUUAAGGGCGCCACCCACACAGAAUUUCACUCUCAAGCAAAGGCAACAAGUGCACGUUUUAAAAAUACAGCAUUAUAUAGCGCCGAGUAAGAAAACCCUUUUGGCCAAAGACUGCUAUGGUCGUGUAAAAAGCAUCAAAUUUGGUCUUCUGCUGGCCUUUCCGGCUUAAGGGGCCUGGUGACACCAAGAAGCCCUUGUCCUCUUGCACCCGGUUUUAGGAGGCCCUCUCCUAAGGGCGGAGAGAUCCCUUAAAAGCCGCUGGGCAAGGAUACCCCUUCCCGCCCUCAUUCGUGGACACUGUACUGUUCUGAUGAGCUGGGAGUGCAUGGGGGCCAGUCCGGCCUCACUCGGUGGCUGGCGGCGGCGGGGCGCUGGGAGAGAGGGGCCGGCCCGGCUAGGGCGGAGAUUGGGGCGGGGCCCGGCCCAAGAACCGCCUCAGCCCCACCGCCUAGCCCCGCGCGCGCUUCCUCCAAACACCCUCUCUCGCACCCCCCACCCCCCCCCCCACCCCCUUUACGUAUUCAGGAAGGGAGACUGCGGCUGGGGAACCAGGUCAAGAGAGCCCGGGAUCCUGUACCGCCCAGAGGCGGCGGCGGCCUCCGCCCAGGAAGCCCCACCCAGCAGGAGCCCGGACGUAGCGGCGCCCGCAGAGUCCACGCGCGACCGGGCGAGGGCGCGGGAGGGCGCCUGCGGCAUGACGCGACUCGCGGCGCGUCCCGUGACGCCAUCGCGCCCGCUUUUGAAAGUUGGCGCCCGGGGCCGCCUCCCAUGCUGCCCUGCGCCAACCCCUCCCCUCACCUUUCCUCCCCCGCCCUCCACUCGUCGCCUGGUCGGCCCCCCCACCCGUCCCUUCCCUUAUCAGCACCCGCGGCCCCGGCAGCGCCGACGCAGGCGCACUGCACCGCGCCGCCGCCAUUUUGUGUCCGAGCCUGUGGAGCGAUUAAACCGUGCGCGGAGCUGCUUCUUUGGCGGCAGCUGCGGCGGCGGUAGCCGGUGCGGGUGCGCGGAGCUGUCCGGGGACGCCGGGUGGCCGGAGCGGUGGAGCGGCGGCGGAGCGGGCGCUGCAGGGGGUGUGGCGCGGAGAAUGGUCACAGAUCUGGAGCCAAAGACCAAGAUGCACUAGUGGACAGGUUGCUGACCAGGGGCUUGAGAGCUGGGUUCUGUGUUCUCUCCUGAAACUGACUUUGCAGCCACGGAGAGGGUACAAAGUGGUAUGAUUCCGGGGUACUUGAAGCCACAAGAUAAGCAUGACCCAUCUUCUUGGAGCUUCAAUUGUGCUCAUUGAGGGGGCGGUGAGUUAAGUAAUUUGACUGGAAGGGGAAAUGGAAGGUGAGGCGGUUGAAGCCAUUGUGGAAGAGUCUGAAACUUUCAUUAAAGGAAAGGAAAGAAAGACUUACCAGCGACGCCGGGAAGGUGGCCAGGAAGAAGAUACUUGCCACCUACCCCAGAACCAGACUGAUGGGGGUGAGGUGGUCCAGGAUGUCAAUAACAGUGUGCAGAUGGUAAUGAUGGAACAGCUGGAUCCUACCCUUCUUCAGAUGAAGACUGAAGUAAUGGAGGGUACAGUCGCUCCAGAAGCAGAGGCUGCUGUGGACGAUACCCAGAUCAUAACCUUACAGGUUGUAAAUAUGGAGGAACAGCCCAUAAACAUAGGAGAGCUUCAGCUUGUCCAAGUACCUGUUCCUGUGACUGUACCUGUUGCUACCACUUCAGUAGAAGAACUUCAGGGGGCGUAUGAGAAUGAAGUGUCUAAAGAGGGUCUUGCAGAAAGCGAACCCAUGAUAUGUCACACCUUACCUUUGCCUGAAGGGUUUCAAGUGGUGAAAGUAGGGGCCAAUGGAGAGGUGGAGACGCUAGAGCAAGGGGAACUUCCACCUCAAGAAGAUCCUAGUUGGCAAAAAGACCCAGAUUAUCAGCCGCCAGCCAAAAAAACAAAGAAAACCAAAAAGAGCAAACUGCGUUACACAGAGGAGGGCAAAGAUGUGGAUGUGUCUGUCUACGAUUUUGAGGAAGAGCAGCAGGAGGGUCUGCUAUCGGAGGUUAAUGCAGAGAAAGUGGUUGGUAACAUGAAGCCUCCAAAACCAACAAAAAUUAAAAAGAAAGGUGUAAAGAAGACAUUCCAGUGUGAGCUUUGCAGUUACACAUGUCCGCGGCGUUCAAAUUUGGAUCGUCACAUGAAAAGUCACACUGAUGAGAGACCACACAAGUGCCAUCUCUGUGGCAGGGCAUUCAGAACAGUCACCCUCCUGAGGAAUCACCUUAACACACACACAGGUACUCGUCCUCACAAGUGCCCAGACUGUGACAUGGCCUUUGUGACUAGUGGAGAAUUGGUGCGGCAUCGUCGUUAUAAACACACCCAUGAGAAGCCAUUUAAGUGUUCCAUGUGCGAUUACGCCAGUGUAGAAGUCAGCAAAUUAAAACGUCACAUUCGCUCUCAUACUGGAGAGCGUCCAUUCCAAUGCAGCUUGUGCAGUUAUGCCAGCAGGGACACAUACAAGCUGAAGAGGCACAUGAGAACUCAUUCAGGGGAAAAACCUUAUGAAUGUUAUAUUUGUCAUGCUCGGUUUACCCAAAGUGGUACCAUGAAGAUGCACAUUUUACAGAAGCACACAGAAAAUGUGGCCAAAUUUCACUGUCCCCACUGUGACACUGUCAUAGCCCGAAAAAGUGAUUUGGGUGUCCACUUGCGAAAGCAGCAUUCCUAUAUUGAGCAAGGCAAGAAAUGUCGAUACUGCGAUGCUGUGUUUCAUGAGCGCUAUGCCCUCAUCCAGCAUCAGAAGUCACACAAGAACGAGAAGCGCUUUAAGUGUGAUCAGUGUGAUUACGCUUGCAGACAGGAGAGGCACAUGAUCAUGCACAAGCGCACCCACACCGGGGAGAAGCCUUAUGCCUGCAGCCACUGCGACAAGACCUUCCGCCAGAAGCAACUCCUUGACAUGCACUUCAAACGUUAUCAUGACCCCAACUUUGUCCCUGCAGCCUUUGUCUGUUCUAAGUGUGGGAAAACAUUUACACGCCGGAAUACCAUGGCAAGACAUGCUGAUAAUUGUGCUGGUCCAGAUGGCGUAGAAGGGGAAAAUGGAGGGGAAACAAAGAAGAGUAAACGUGGAAGAAAAAGAAAGAUGCGUUCUAAAAAAGAAGACUCCUCUGACAGUGAAAAUGCUGAGCCAGAUCUGGAUGACAAUGAGGAUGAGGAGGAGCCUGCUGUGGAAAUUGAACCCGAGCCAGAGCCUCAGCCUGUGACCCCAGCCCCACCACCUGCCAAGAAGCGGAGAGGACGCCCCCCUGGCAGAACCAACCAGCCCAAACAGACCCAGCCCAUCAUCCAGGUGGAAGACCAGAAUACAGGUGCAAUUGAGAACAUUAUAGUUGAAGUAAAAAAAGAGCCAGACGCCGAGCCCGUGGAAGGGGAGGAGGAGGAGGCCCAGCCAGCCGCUGCAGACGCCCCCAACGGAGACCUCACGCCUGAGAUGAUCCUCAGCAUGAUGGACCGGUGAUGGCAGGGCGUUGCUCAUCGCCAGGACUGCUCUGGGCUGUGUUUAAACGGCCUGCAUCUUAAUUUUUCUCCCUCUUUCUUCUUUUGGCUUUGGGAAAAGCAUCAUUUUACACCAUUUUACCAAACAUACUGAGAACUAAAACUUCAAGGAUGAUGUUAGAAAAAUGUGAUUUAACUAGAACUUGCUGUUUGAUGUUAGCAAAUCAUGGAAUGUUCUGAGUCCCUGAGGGUUUACUGUGAAGUGCUGAGGACAGUGUUGAUGCCUGACUGGUUUUCUUAGACGGAAACAGAGACAUUGAACCCUCUCUCUUGGCUAUGGUAAACCACUCCAGAAUGGCCACCAGGUUUCCCAGAGUUCUAGGUCUUCUUCCCAGGAGAGUUUUUAAUUGUAAAUGCAGACUUGGGAAGGACUUACACUUUUAAACUGGUUUUUGCUUCUGCUUCUCCCUGACUCCCUUUGCUCGGAGCCAGCUGCACACCAGUAGUACGGCAUGCUGCGAUCGGUUUCUGUCCUGAAGGCUUUGCCUCUUUCUUGGCAGAGUUUCUGGUAUGGUCAAGCUUGUAAAUAACUUUUUUUACAUUUUAAUCUUUUCCAUUAAUUAAGAGGUUGAAAAGAAGUGCAGUGUAAGAAAACCCAGCAUUUUAAUUACUUGCAAAUUAAGUCACCACAGACUCUGUAGUGUGUAAAUGUUGACGAGGAAUUGGAUCACAAUCAUGUAGCAGAACGGCACCCAGACUACUGCCGCUAGUGAUGGACACCCACGUGGAAGAUCGGAUUUCCAGCCCAUGGAGCCAGCAUUUGAACCUUGUACAAUUAACUUUCAGUUAUGAUUUCCCAUCCACAUUUUCUUUGCUCUGUUUGUAGCUGAAUUUUGUGUUUUAGAACUCCUCUGUUCAAGCAGAAGGAUGAUUAUGAGUGGGUCACAGCAGCCCUUAAAAGCUGGGCCAGAAAAUUUCACUAGGUCAGUAAUUUAAACUUCGGAUCUGCAAAAAAAAAAAAAAAAAAAAAAAAAAAAAAAGUAAUAAUAAUAAUGUGAAACAAAACCAACUAAAAAGUGAUUCUUGCACAUGAACUGUCACAUGUUUAAAAUGUGUUUUUUAGAGAGCCUCAGUCUUGCUGAUUUCAAACACUUUUUUCUUCUGUGUAUUGCUUUUAAAAGAGCCAUCAGUUAGCUAUCAAACUCUAGGUUGAUGCAUUUUGUACUUAGCUGUACUGUGUGAUAUUUUUCAUUAUUUUAGGACACCAACAUGAGACCUGUAAUAAAAUAUGUAAUGGGGUUGAAAGCUGGGGAGGAGGACCUACUGCUGUACAGCUAAUAAAUCAUAACGGAUUAACAAGUGCUCCA
Messenger RNA from Leopardus geoffroyi (Geoffroy's cat), 5370 nucleotides. It is a transcript of the gene CTCF, whose product is annotated as CCCTC-binding factor. Gene Ontology annotation, molecular function: DNA-binding transcription factor activity, RNA polymerase II-specific; RNA polymerase II transcription regulatory region sequence-specific DNA binding. The transcript has 13 exons. The record is from RefSeq and is a predicted model, not a curated record. Gene Ontology annotation, cellular component: nucleus. Gene Ontology annotation, biological process: regulation of transcription by RNA polymerase II. Bases 1848 to 4025 code for a protein of 725 amino acids. Lineage: Eukaryota; Metazoa; Chordata; Mammalia; Carnivora; Felidae.